GUAAGUGGAUGGUCCGCGCGCGCGUUGGCGGCAGAGCUGGGAGCACGGCGACAGGUCGGCGGCGGUCGAUCCCGAUUUCGCGUCACGGCCGAUCGAUCGUGGAUGAGUGCGUGGCGAGAAGUCGAUCGAGACGAGGCAAGUCAGCACGCGAGGCGAUCCCAGGGAUGUUGCUCGGCGCCGGCCAGUAACGGUUCGCGCGCCUCGCAGUGGUGCAACCUAGGUUAGGGAAGUUGUUUCGAAAGUGUAUCGGGGAAAGUGGGCAUUAAAGGCCACCCUGGAAGAGGAUGCGUCCCGUGGCAGGCGCGACCGGGCCCCGGCAAGGACCCGCCGGGGCGAGGCAGCUUCACCUCGUCGUAACCUUGCUCCUGCUCGCCGCAACUCUCGGUGACGCGACCAGGCUGAGGCACUCGAGGCAUUUGGACGCGAAAACGCAAUUCUACAACAACGAGGAGCCCGUGUACCAGCAAGGCCUGAACCACAAUCGCAAGCCGGUCUUCUCGAAUUGCUCGAAUUACGCACCAACGGUUAAGGAAGAGGAGGAGCCGAAUACCCUCGUCACUCAAGUGUACGCAAAAGAUGACGACCCGCCGAAAGAAGGAGGAACCAUCACGUACAGCUUCGUCACGGCGCCUGGAGAGAAACUCAAAUUCGAAAUUAACAACAGGACCGGGGAAAUCAGGACGACUCAGAUUCUUGACAGGGACGAGCCUGCGAGAGAGAAGGAAGCUUACUUGACAGUCUUGGCAACCGACAAUGGCAGGCCGCAGUUACAUGACGUCUGUACCUUCAAAGUCACCAUCGAGGACGUCAAUGACAGCGCGCCGGUCUUCGACAAAGUGGCGUACACGGAGUCCGUACCUCAGGAUCUGCCACCAGGAAGAGAGGUCAUGAGAGUCUCGGCGACAGACAUCGACGAUGGGAACAAUUCCGUCGUGAUAUACAGCCUUUCGCCUAAACGACCGGAAGAUGGGGUCUACUUUUGGAUCGACGAGAAAACGGGAGUCAUUUUCCUCAACAAGACCAUAGACAGGAGCCCGGAUUACAAGUUCAGCAUGACCGCCAUCGCCAGAGAUCGUGGAGAGAUUCCAAAAUCGAGUGUGAUCGACCUCGACAUCCGAGUCGUGGAGUCGAACAAGAAAGCGCCGUCCUUCCUGCCAAGAAUAGAGGAGCCAAUCAGGCUGCAAGAAAAUUUCAGCGACUUCGACGCGAGCAUUGUUCACUUGAAAGCUGUUUCCAAUAGCCCAGAACACCCGGAAUUGAUCUUUGACCUCGUUAUUGGGAGAACGGAGCAGACUAACAAGAAAAAUACGUUUAGGCUGGAGACCACGAGGAACACAGAGGCGGACAUUAAGCUUUCGCAUCAUCUCGAUUACGAGAGCAACACGGAAUACAGUUUCAAUGUUCGCGUCCAGAAUGCACAUCAGCUGGCCGCGGAGACUACCAUCAACAUCCAAGUGUUGGACGUGAACGACAACAUCCCCGUGUUUCGAGAAAUGAAGGAAGGUAGUGUUUUGGAGAACGAAGAGCCAGGAGCUCCGGUUAUGCAAGUUCUGGCGAUCGAUGCCGAUGGCACACCUGAGCACAACCAGGUCACUUAUGAGCUCUUCGACAACAAGGAGUUCUUCGCCAUCGACAAGUACACGGGGAAUAUAACGACCAAGGUGAAAUUCGAUCGGGAGACCAAAGACACCUACAACGUCAAGGUGAUAGCGACCGACAACUCGCCGAGCGCUCUUUUCAAGAGUGGAGAACACAACAAAGGAGAACAAGUCUUCCGAAUAGCGAUCGCCGACAAGAACGACAACGCGCCUCACUUCACCCAGAAGCAGUACACCGCGAACUCAAUAUUGGAGAACGCCAACAUAAACGCCCUCGUAACCGAGGUCGAGGCGAAGGAUUCGGAUACCGCGAGUCCGGUCACGUAUAGCAUUAUCUCCGGAAACACCAAUAACAGUUUCUACAUCGAGGGAACCACGGGAAAGAUCCGCGUGAACAAGCCGUUGGACUACGAGGAAAUCACCGAAUACAAUCUGACCGUAAGAGCCUUCGACGGGCUUUACGAGGACACGGCAGGAGUGAAGAUUUUCAUAGAAGACGUGAACGACAAUCCUCCGGUGUUCGAGGAUUUUGAUACCAAUCCUACCAUACUAGAAGAGGAGCUGGUCGAUGGCUGCAUCACCACAGUGGUUGCGUACGACCCGGAUAUUAAGAAUCGCUCGGUGGACCAGCACAUCGCCUACUUCAUAGUCAAGGACGAUCAGCAGCCGCUGAUAGAAAUCGAUAAAACCGGAUGUAUGACUCUGAAAAAGCCCUUGGAUCGAGAUCCGCCGAAUGGUUAUCCGAUCUGGACCGUAAUCGUGAUGGCUCGCGACGAGGACGGCUCGCCCACCGCUCUUCGAGAGCUGGUGAUGGUCAACAUCACUCUUAUCGACAUAAAUGACAACGCUCCAUUCCUGGACAUGCCCCAUCCCGUUGUUUGGUACGAGAACGAGCCCCCGGGAAACAUAACGGAGCUCAAAGCACGGGACUACGACUCCACAAAAAACGGCCCUCCCUUCAAGUUCGCCAUCGUCGAGUCCGCGGACAUCGAGAUCUUGACAUAUUUCUCCAUCAAUGGCACUCGUCUGCACGCUCAAGUGGUGUUCGACCGAGAAGAGCGGAAGAGCUAUGAGAUCCCCAUAGCGAUAACGGACAGCGGAAUUCCCCCUAUGACCGGAACCUCCACCCUGACCGUCAUUAUCGGCGACAGAAACGACAACGCCAUGGAGGACGGAUCGAGCUCGAUCUUCGUGUACAAUUACAAAGGCCAAGCGCCCAACACGGAAAUCGGAAGAGUAUACGUGAACGACCCGGAUGACUGGGAUCUACCUGACAAGUCUUUCGAGUGGGCCCCACAUGCGAAUCACGACGGCUUUUACCUGGAUUCCAGAACGGGCAUGAUCACCUUGCUCUCUGGGACUUCCAACGACACCUUCAGCUUGAAAUUCGUCGUCCGAGAGGAGAGCCCAUUGGUGCCCUUCCACAAAGUCAAUGCAUACGUCAACGUCACCGUCAAGGAGAUACCCGAAGAAGCGGUCAUGAAGUCGGGAUCCAUUCGGUUCUUCGGUAUCACGGCUGAGGAAUUCGUGGCUCCGGAUCCAGACGGCGUCAGCAAGAAGGACGCUCUUCAGGAACGGCUGGCGUCCAUCCUGAACACCUCCCUGGAGAACGUGGAUGUCUUCACCGUCCUUCACUCCCCGCACUACAAUAAUAAAUCCCUGCUGGAUGUGAGAUUCUCGGCUCAUGGUUCACCUUACUACGCCCCUGAGAAGCUGAACACCAUCGUUGCUCAGAAAUCGAAGGAGAUCGAGCACGAAAUGAAGGCCGAAAUGCUUCUGAUCAACAUCGACGAGUGUCUCUUUGAGAAGCUCCAUUGCAACAAUUCCUGUCGCAGCAUCCUGAACGCCAGCUCGGUGCCUUAUCCGGUUUACACCAACACCAGCUCCUUUGUUGGAGUCCGGGCAGUCGUUGAUCCUCAAUGCAUUUGUCACGUUGCCGACCCUAUCGUGUGCUUGAACGGGGGAACACCUUCGGCAGACAGGUGUGAAUGUCCUCCGAAUCUGGAAGGCCCAAGGUGCGAGUUGUUGGGCAUCGGGUUCCGAGGAGAUGGAUGGGCCAUUAUGCCUCCACCUGGACAAGCCUGCGACGACUCACACUUAGGUUUGGAACUAACGCCCCAGGUGGAUCACGGAUUGGUCUUUUACUUUGGACCGAUGAAUUACAGUCCUAAACUCGGUAUUCAAGAUUUUAUGUCUCUGGAAAUCCAAAAUGGCUACGCGGUUCUCUACGUCGAUUAUGGCACUGGUACCGUAAAGCUGGAUCAGAAACAAAUUAAAUUAACCGACGGCAAGAGCCACAGAGUAGACGUUUAUUGGACGAAAACCACCAUUGAAAUGAAAGUGGACAACUGUGGUAUAUCGGCUUGCAUGAGCCUGACUGCUCCGCAAGGAUCGAACGAGUUCCUGAACGUGAACAGUCCUCUACAAGUAGGGGGUACCUUGUCUAACUUGGCACACUUAGCUUCGAAAUUAGGAUGGAAUCACAGACCAUCGGACAAAGGAUUCGUUGGAUGCAUCCGCAACAUGACCAUCAAUGGAAACACGUACAACUUGGGAAUGCCAGUUCUAUCCAGAAACGCCGAUCCAGGGUGUGACCAUGGGAUGGCAGUGGCGGUAUCAUUCGGAAUUGACACAAACUUUUUGGUAGCCAUUUUAGUAUGCAUAGCCAUUCUGCUUAUACUUUUACUGGCAGUGGUUGUUCAUAGAAGAAAGACCGACGACCUCUUUAAGGAUAUGGACGACAUUAGGGAAAAUAUUAUCAACUAUGAAGAUGAAGGCGGUGGCGAAGUUGACACUGGCUAUGACCUUAACGUUUUAAGGUCGAUAUACGAUGCGCCGCCGAUAGAAUCAAAAAUAGCUCCAGUUGGUCUUCAGGGAAGAGCUCCCGACGAAGUCCCGGAUAUCUGCGGAUUCCUGGACGGUAAAAAAGAAAGCUGUGACAAAGAUCCUGACACGAAUCCUUUCGACGACGUCAGGCAUUACGCAUACGAGGGCGAAGGCAAUUCGGAUGGCUCCUUGUCGUCCUUAGCAUCCUGUACAGACGACGGUGAUUUAAAUUUCAAUUAUCUGUCUAACUUCGGGCCGAGGUUCCGGAAAUUAGCCGACAUGUACGGAGAGGAUCCCAGUGACGAGGAAAGUGACGGCGUAGGUGAACGCGAGAGCGAAAGCUGGUGUUGAGCUUUUCAGGGACUCGCCUAAAGAGCGAAGACGAAUGUAUUCCCGAUUAUCGAAUCAUCCCCUGGAUACUCCCUCUGCACGAGAGCACUCGUUUAUGUGUCGAUGUCAAGGAAGUGCGCGAGCCUAAGACUUCGCCGUAUUUGUACUUAAGGGGAGGUGAGCUUAGGGCUUUCAACUUUUACGAAACGCUGACUGACUUUAGAGACUCGCCGGCCUCGAAGACUACCUUGAGCAUUUGGAUGCCUCGUUCAAACCGAACGUGAGAGCCUUUCAUGAAAGUGGAUCCUCAUCGAAUAGCGCACAGGCAACGAGAGUAACGUUAGAUUUACGAUUAAUUAAGCGAUUAAUUAGAUUCGUCAGUCUUCGUUGCCCUCGCCACGGCGGCAGGCGAGACGACUUCCCUCGAGCCUGGCAUUCGCCUGCGUUACGAGGUCCCAGGCUUUUUUAUGCAUAAAUAAAUAUAUAUAUGAAGAUAAAUAUAUAUAUAUUAUAUUAUACAAAAUAUAGAUAUAACACCGAACGACGAGGAAUCGGCGACAUGAUCUUAAAAGCCACGUUGUAAGAGAGGCGUUUACACGGCGCAGCAGUUGAACGUGACAUUUAAUUUAUAUGAUAUUUUAUUAAUCGGAUGAAAGCGUGAACGAGAGAGAGAGAGAGAGCGAACGGUAAUGCGAGCGAUGUGGUAAAUGAAUUACCGAUUGUAGAGUGUAACAUCGUCUAGGCCAUUGUAUUAGACAAACGUAAUACUUGCGUGCGCACGUCCACGUAUGUACAUUAUUUUGUCGCGAAAUGUAGGCACACGAGGACGAUCGUUCGCUAUGUACAUAGAGUAUGGAAUAUUAACAUAUAAAUACCAUCUCGGGAGGAGCAUACACAACUAUGCGUACAUUCUCUGGGGUUUGACGAUCGUUUACAUUCAAUUUCUAUACGUUAAUUUGUACCUUCGCCGAGGUGCAUUCGAGUAUACCCGGGAUAUACCCUGAAGAACCGAGCGCUUCCGGGUCUGAUUUUCGAACCGCCAUUUAGGGUUGACUUUCUCAUGCAAAAAUGAAUCGUUAGGUCAAGUCGACCUUCCGGAACCAUAAAAUCGAUAACGAUGGUAAUGUUCAUUUUUGCGUUAGAUAGCACACGAUUCGAGAAUCGGUACCCCGAUGAAGCGUUCGAGGUCAAGUGCCAUAGCGCGCCUUACUUAUGAAAUUCCUUGAUCCACGAUCCAUGGAUCGGCACAGUAUUACGCGUAAGGGAUCGGCAAAUGAGUUUCGGAUGCCCACGAGACACAUUUUGUCGAUCCGAAUUCAUUUUAAUCCUACUCGAAUGUAUCCCUCUCCGAUGGGCCGCGAUUUUUCGCGGCUGCUGUUUCAUCAUCGUUUCAUUUCAUAUUUAAGCGGUAUAGUAUAUCAUAUAGGCGUUCAUAGGCGUAUAUAAAUGAAUAUAUAUAUAUAUUCACUCUAAUUUCUAAGCUUUUUGUACAUUGAAACAGUGACGUUAUAUAUGUGUAGAUAUGUAUCGUGAACGAGCGACUCGCGUCGAGGUGUCUCCGCUAAUGAAUUUAUUGGACACCUCUGACGUUUCGGGAUUUAUUUUGGCCAUUGUAAAUCAGCGCAGCUAAAUGAGAGCUUAUAGCUCGAAUAUGUAUGACCCGAUUAUACGGGAGCACCGAAACGUGAGAGGAGGUGGGCCUCGGAUGCAUCUCGAAGUGAUGCGAGGCACCUAUGCAUGCGAUCUCGAGAUUUAAGUGCGAGGCGAUUAGGCGAAAGCGUGUGAUCUCAAAAUUAAUGGGGCUGCGUUAAACAGCGGUUUCGCGAGGGGUUACUCUGUAUCAGUAGGACGAUCCGCUAGCUAGAUAGCGAUAUAUCGCAUGGACAAUUAAUAAUCUACAGUUGAAGCUGGACAUAUCAAACCCCGCUGCACCGACGAUGACUUUGUUUUCAUUUCCCGCUAAGUGUAAAAAUUACUCCCUGGGAUUUAAUGGUAUCCAGCAGUAUACUCCGGUUAUUCAGAACAUUAACUCGUCACGACAUUAUGGGUACAUCUGCAAUACUAAUCUAACUUGAUGCUGCAAUGUUCAUUUACAACUCGUGCAUUAUUAUUUAGUUAUUUGAUAUAGCGGAAUUUGUUCUGUCCUGCCUCAGCUGGAUGGACGGCUACCAGCUGAUCCUCGAUGAUUAAAUUUAACAUUUUCUUGCGGCUUAUGGAUUCCAGUCGGGGCGAUUACAAUCUAUUACGUGUUUCUACGUAAGCGCGGCUAAACGCUCUUCGGAUAAUCCCUAUUUACUGGCCUAAGUAAGACGUCGUACUUGCGUGAAACUGGAUCUUGUACUUGAAUUUACUGUAGGUAUUGAUCGUGAAUUGACUUCUAAGUUAUUUGUUUCGCACUCGAGGUUCGAUCGAAGUGAUCUCUUUUCGUCGGUACCAAAGAAAAUUAAACGGUUCGUAGAACGACAAACAGUUAUCUGGCUUUCAUCCGGAGGCGGAGAUGUUUGAUUGUUUCUUCCGAGCCCUUCAAGUGCACUUUCUUUGAUGCUAUUCGAAGUACCAUUAACGUCAGCCUCCACUCAUAUAUGAAAUUAUUGCGCUAAACUUCCGCCACACUCUCGACAUACCAUCGCCUAAUUCAAUUUAGCUCGUAACAUUUGUUCCGCGAUUUUUUGUCGCUCAAUGAGUUGUAUCAAAUAAAUACUUAGGUCGAAGUAAAGACGUUACUUUCGACGAGAGGGAAAUAAACGUUGCGACUCGUGACAAAUUCACUGCUGAAUUUGAGUACCUAACUUGAGCGUUUCGCGAGGGAUACGAGUUCACGUACGUGCAGUCAGAGUCGCGUAUAAUUGCCUUUAAUCUGCACUUGCAUUGUACAAAUAUAGAAAAAUUCCGAAAAUCAAACGCAUAGUUCAGGCUCAUUUCUGCGGCAUUUUGUCCCGAUGCAAGUGCAGCCCAUUAAAAGCGCCGCGAAAGACAAAUCUGGCUCAGCUCUGACAACACGAACGCACCUCGUAUGAUUUAGAAUAACGAAUUUUUUUUUUUACCAGACCGAGAAACGCGGAAUCGGUGGGUAACCCAUCUCGAAUCGAUCGUCGACUAUUCAAGCGUAUAAAAAUAUUUUAUAAUUUCUCCCCUCAAAGUCACGGAGAACACGGGUUACUCAACCGAUAUCCUCGCGAUUUCUGCGAUUAAGGCGUCCUUGCGAAGGAAAGUGAAUAGCGAGGCAGUACAUUUUAAAAUAUAAAUAAAAUCGUACGUCGAAAUAAGAAAAAAAAAAAAUCUAAGUCCUCCAAAUUUAAAUUGCAUCGCUAGUUGCAUCGUGCCCGCGCUGCAUCGCGUAGUACGAUUGGAAUUUCUCCUGGAAAUCCAUGCUAUUCUCUUUCCUCCGAGGGUGUCUGAAUUUUCGAAAACUUCGGACGUAUCUGAUUCUCGAUGACAAUUUGGGUUUCCGAUUCUUGGUGUUAUUGGACUUUCGAACCACCGGAACUCGCACAUUCCAGUGCUUCUCCGUUCAGGGGAAGACUGUCCAAGACGAGACGGUGUAAUAUGAGGAUCCCGGAAAAAAAUAGAAAAGUUGAACAAAAAAAAAAAAGAAAGGAAACGAAAUACAGGAUGCCUCGUCUUACACUUUUCUACGCCGUUCUGGCGUAUACUGCCGAGUGUCGUUCAAUUUGUUCACUGCCCUCGAAGUGAUAAAUAUACGGACACGAUGAUGAUCCAGGUCUCCGGAUCCGUUUUAGCUACGUUACGUCCUGAGAGUUCGCGAGGAUGAGAUGUCGCUGCUUGGUCUUGAGACUUUGGGUUUCAUGUUCUAGGACAACGACGGACUUGUCUUUCCGGGUCUGGACGAAGUGCAGCUUCUUGCGUUUUGGGGGAGAAGCGCAAAGGAACAUUAAUAAGGGCGAAUGCAUGAAUGAUUGCGUGCGGGCGUGCGUUAUUACACAUCGACAUACUUGUACCCGCGUGUGUAGAAACGAGCCAUCGAAACGAGUGAUAAAUCCGUGGUUUCGCGAGAGCGUAUCCUUAGCACAGCUAAGUCAUGUGUAACACUCCCUUUGCAGGAAUAAAUAAUGAUAAACAUGA
Orussus abietinus is the source of this 8837-nucleotide messenger RNA. It is a transcript of the gene shg, whose product is annotated as DE-cadherin. Gene Ontology annotation, molecular function: cadherin binding; calcium ion binding. Gene Ontology annotation, cellular component: catenin complex; plasma membrane; adherens junction. NCBI's taxonomy places the organism in Eukaryota, Metazoa, Arthropoda, Insecta, Hymenoptera, Orussidae. Gene Ontology annotation, biological process: cell-cell junction assembly; adherens junction organization; multicellular organism development. The transcript has 13 exons. The record is from RefSeq and is a predicted model, not a curated record. Bases 285 to 4775 code for a protein of 1496 amino acids.